Molecule: messenger RNA, 1825 nt
Organism: Kockovaella imperatae
Lineage: Eukaryota; Fungi; Basidiomycota; Tremellomycetes; Tremellales; Cuniculitremaceae
Product: chaperonin Cpn60/TCP-1 family
Exons: 9
Coding region: 92-1780 (562 amino acids)
Biological process (GO): protein folding
Cellular component (GO): chaperonin-containing T-complex
Molecular function (GO): ATP-dependent protein folding chaperone; ATP hydrolysis activity; ATP binding
Source: RefSeq, a predicted model, not a curated record
ACUGUAGAGUUGCACACCCUCAACGCUUCACAGCCGCAGCGACAAGUAGAAGUAGCUCAGUCGCAGAGAAGGACCUGGAUAUCCACUCAAGAUGCAGGGAAGAUUACCGCAAAUGCAACCUACAGUGGUUCUGCUGAGAGAGGGAACCGAUACCUCUCAAGGAACACCUCAGCUAUUAUCCAACAUCUCAGCGUGUCUUGCCGUUGCGCAGACUAUCGCGACGACGCUCGGACCAAGAGGGAUGGAUAAGCUCAUUGUGGACGAGCGAGGCCAGGCGACGAUAUCCAAUGACGGCGCCACCAUUCUCAAGCUUCUGGACAUUGUUCAUCCUGCAGCUCGUACAUUGGUGGACAUUGCUCGCGCUCAGGAUGCUGAAGUAGGAGAUGGAACAACCAGUGUGACAUUACUCGCUGCAGAGAUACUGAAAGAGGUGCGGCCAUAUGUUGAGGAGGGUGUCGGUGUGCAUGUUAUCGUCAAAGGCUUGAGGAUGGCGAGAGAUUUGGCGAUCAAGAAGAUCAACGAGAUAGCUGUCACUAUCGACAAGUCCGACUCCAAGAAAUUCCACGAGCUUCUUCUGCAAUGCGCAUCCACAUCUAUGUCAUCAAAACUCAUCCACUCUCAGACUCCCUUCUUCGCCCAGAUGGUCGUCGAUGCCGUCAUGUCUUUAGAUCAGAAGGACCUCGAUGAGUCUCUGAUCGGUGUGAAAAAGGUGCCCGGAGGCGGAAUGCAAGACAGCAUGUUGAUCCGUGGGGUGGCUUUCAAGAAGACUUUCUCAUACGCUGGAUUUGAGCAACAACCGAAAUCAUUCAAAGAUCCCAAGAUUCUGUGCCUGAAUGUCGAGCUGGAACUCAAGGCGGAGAAGGACAAUGCCGAAGUCCGAGUCAACGAGGUGUCAGAAUAUCAGGCUAUUGUGGAUGCCGAAUGGUCCAUCAUCUACCGCAAAUUGGAAGCCAUCGUCGCCACUGGCGCCAAGGUUGUCUUGUCGAAACUGCCGAUUGGUGAUCUAGCGACUCAGUACUUUGCAGACCGGGACAUUUUCUGUGCGGGGCGGGUCACAGCGGAUGACCUGAAGAGAGUCACUCAGGCUGUCGGCGGUUCCGUCCAAUCAACUUGCUCUGAUAUCGAACCGCAUCACCUUGGAACGUGUGGAUCGUUUGAAGAGAGGCAGAUAGGAGGAGAGCGUUUCAACUUGUUCACCGAAGCUUCAAAGACCAAGACGUGUACCUUGAUCCUGAGAGGAGGAGCUGAGCAAUUCAUCGCUGAAGUGGAGAGAAGUUUACACGACAGUAUCAUGAUCGUGAAGAGGGCAAUCCAGAACAACCAUGUCGUGGCAGGAGGUGGAGCUUGCGAGAUGGAGAUCUCUAAAUUCCUGCGGAACCACUCGCGCACAAUCAUGGGCAAGCAACAACUCAUCGUGGGAUCCAUGGCCAAGGCCUUGGAGAUUAUCCCGCGACAGAUUUGUGAUAACGCCGGUCUGGAUGCCACAGAUAUCUUGAACAAGCUGAGGAUGAGACACGCCCAAGGGGACGUCUGGGCAGGUGUGGAUGUGGAUGCUGAGGGAGUCGAGGACAACAUGAAGCGAUUCGUUUGGGAACCCGCGUUGGUCAAAACGAAUGCUUUGAGCAGUGCAGUCGAUGCUGCCUGUCUGAUCUUGAGCGUCGAUGAGACUGUUCGGAACCCACAGAGCGAGCAACAACAGGCCGGUCCUCCUAUGCCUCGGGGUGCUGCACAGAGGGCUUUACGUGGUGGUGCUCGUGGACGUGGUAUGGGAAGGAGAUAGACAGUGUACAGAGUCGAAAAGCAGCAUUGCAUGCAUGUGCCAUAG